GAGACACCAAGUGCAGCCACCUGUCUCGACCAAAGUUUCAACAUUACGUCUGCCUGCACAGUCACAUCCUCUAUUCAACCCCUCUCAUCCUCGUAUACCACCAACUCUAGAAAAUACAGCGAAUAUGGCCGGUGAUCCACGAGCGCUGCUGCGACAGGCAGAAACAUCAUUGCAGAAGGCAGGCGGUGGCUUCAGUUUCUUCAGUAACAAGGCAGACAAGUAUGAGGCAGCCGCAGAGCAGUUUAUCGCUGCAGCAAAUGCGUUCCGCAUGCAAAAGAUGGGCAAGGAGGCAGGCGAGGCUUUCGAAAAGGCAGCAUCAGUACAACGUCAGCACCUGAACGAACCUGAUGACGAAGCAAACACGCUCACAGACGCCUUCAAGGCCUACCGCAAAGAUGACCCAGAAGCAGCUGCGAGGUGUUUAGACAAAGCCAUUGCGCAUUACUGUGCCAAAGGCAACUUCCGCCGUGCAGCCACUCACAAGCAGAACCUUGCCGAGCUCUACGAAGUCGAGCUUGGUGACAACGCCCGAGCCGCAGCCGCCUACGAGGAAGCGGCUGGAUGGUACGAGAGCGACAACGCCGAAGCACUCGCCAACAAGCUUUGGCUCAAGACUGCUGAUCUCGUCGCUUUAGAAGGCAAGGACUACUACAAAGCCAUUGAGCUUUAUGAAAAGGUCGCCAGGACCUCUAUUUCCAACAACCUCAUGCGCUGGUCCGUCAAGGAGUACCUUCUCAAAGCUGGUAUCUGCCAGCUAUGCACAGGCGACCAGGUUGGUGUCAACACUGCGCUUGACAGGUACAGGGAGCUAGAUCCAAGCUUCCAGCAGCAGAGGGAGCACGCGUUGCUCGUUGACUUGGCAGGUGCGGUGCAGGAAGGCGACCAGGAGAUGUUUGCUGAUAAGCUGUUCCAAUUCGACCAGCUGAGCAAGCUCGAUAAGUGGAAGACUACGCUUCUGUUACGGGUCAAGAACACAAUUGAAGAGGGAGGCGAGGACUUCUCGUAGAAGCCAGUUAUUUGGAAGAGUUCCUGCUCUGUACGGCGCUUUAGUUCACUUUUGUGUUUGGUAUAGGCACUCCUUGUCUUUGGGCCUACAAUAGAAUGAGAUCUGGCAGAACCACCGUAUGAAGCACGAAGUAAAUGCGAUCUCUGUAUC
This is a messenger RNA of Alternaria rosae, 1156 nucleotides long. Its product is annotated as alpha-soluble NSF attachment protein. The coding region runs from base 125 to 1006 and encodes 293 amino acids. The transcript has 8 exons. Gene Ontology annotation, molecular function: syntaxin binding; soluble NSF attachment protein activity. The record is from RefSeq and is a predicted model, not a curated record. Gene Ontology annotation, cellular component: vacuolar membrane; SNARE complex. Gene Ontology annotation, biological process: SNARE complex disassembly; intracellular protein transport. Lineage: Eukaryota; Fungi; Ascomycota; Dothideomycetes; Pleosporales; Pleosporaceae.